Messenger RNA from Vitrella brassicaformis, 1139 nucleotides. NCBI's taxonomy places the organism in Eukaryota, Vitrellaceae. The record is from the annotation of a GenBank genome assembly.
GGGGAAGCAGUGUGUCGCUGAAGAUAGAUUCCUUGCCGUGGUUGGAUUGAUGGAAGAGGCCAGUCUGCUGGCCAUUCAUGACAAGGCCAAGAAGGACAAGGCCAAGAGGGGCAAACGCGGAGGCCUUGGAAACGUCGCGGGGAACGCCACACAGCAGCACCACAAAGUGCCAAGCAGGUGCAUACGCACCCUCACACACACUCGCACCCACAUACCACACCGGUCAUUUGUCUGUGCCUGCUCCCUGCCUGUCUGUCUACCUACCUGUCUGCCUGCCUGCCUGCCUGCCUGUAUCCUGUCUGUCUGCAGACAUACGCCCCUGCACCUGUCGUUUGUCAAGUCCAGCAAGAAGCAUGAGUCCCUGCACCCCACCAAAGUGGAGAUCAUCGGCCACGAGGACGAGCACGAGCACAAGGAGGAGGAAGAGGACGCCAAUGCCCAGGCAGAGCAGCACAAGGAAGAGGAGGAGGAGCCCCCCAUGACUGCGAGGGCGAAGUGGAAGCGGCAGUCUGACGGCGAACAGAAGUGGACGGUCGACGCGAAGAAGGCAAAGAAGAUGGAGUGCCUCACUGUCCAUGUAAGUAUGGGCGUAAGAGUGUUUACUCAGUCAGUCAGUCAAUCAGUCGGUCAGUCAGUCACACACGCAGGACGCAUGGGUCAAUGCAUGUGUGUGCGUGCCUGCCUGCCUGCCUGUCUGCCUGUCUGCAGACGUCUAUGUCAGCUGUCAAGCUCUCUGCCGUGCUCGACUCCCACGUGCCAUCAGAUGAGUCACUUGUGGCGACCAUCGUCACCGCACACGGACCUGCAAAACGAGCGGACAUCGUGACACAGUCGAGCCAGGGCGACUACGUGAGUGUGAGGAACUGUACUGUGCACCACCUGAGCGGAAGCUGGUCGUCUGGCGUGCUGUAUGCUGCCCUGGAGGAUGACAGCGGGUGUGCGCAUGUGGGGUUGGCUAAGAGGAAGACACUGAGGGUGAAGGAUGGCUUCCAGAUGACUCUUGUCAGACACUGAGUGAGUUAGUUACACAUCUAUGGACAUCCGUCCAGAGGAUGGGCACUGAUGGACAAGGAGUGGAGGACACACACGCAUCGCAUUGCAUCGCAUCUAUAGAGAUGCAAUAUUGCAUUGAAUGAGCG